Molecule: messenger RNA, 897 nt
Organism: Torulaspora globosa
Lineage: Eukaryota; Fungi; Ascomycota; Saccharomycetes; Saccharomycetales; Saccharomycetaceae
Gene: RHO4
Product: Rho family GTPase RHO4
Exons: 1
Coding region: 1-897 (298 amino acids)
Biological process (GO): small GTPase-mediated signal transduction
Molecular function (GO): GTP binding; GTPase activity
Source: RefSeq, a predicted model, not a curated record
AUGGUGGAGGAAAGCUCAAUGGAUGCAUUGGUACAGUCAGGAACCACGGAAGAUCAGAGCAGCGACAGAUCAAGCGGAUUAAUGCGAGAAGAGUCAGCUUUCAGUAUGCCAUACGACGAGUCCUCGACUACUUUGGAGGAAAAGAGUAUGCAGAGAUUGCCAACCGCGUUUGCCAGAACUCUGUCUUCAAUUCCGAGCUAUUCCCAGACAAGGCGAGGCACAGCGAUGGCGGAUAAACAUCUGAAAAUUGUUGUAGUUGGCGACAGAGGUGUUGGCAAGACUUGCUUACUGAUAUCGUAUGUGCAGAGGCAGUUUCCUACGGGGUAUGUUCCCACAGUCUUUGAGAACUACGUGACCAAGGUGGAAGGCCCUAAGAAGAAGAUAAUUGAACUGGCAUUAUGGGACACUGGGGGUCAGGAAGAGUACAAUAGGCUGCGACCCCUGUCGUAUUCAGAAGUGGAUAUUUUGAUGGUAUGUUACUCGGUAGGCAGCAAGGCCUCGCUGCAAAACGUGGAGGAUCUAUGGAUGCCUGAAGUUAAACACUUUUGUCCCAAUGCCCCAACCAUGCUGCUGGGACUGAAAUCGGACCUGUAUGACCAAAUGAACUUUGGGGAGCUUGUGGAUUUAGAACAGGCCGAACUUGUGGCUCAAAAAUUGGGCGCAUUUUCGCACAUGCAAUGCUCGGCCAAGUCCAGGAGUCAAGUUGAUGAAGUGUUCAAUGAAGCACUAAAUACAGCACUAAGAGGUCAGUUGAAUGAUUCCGUGGAUCUAAAGCCUAUAUUGAAGAACGCAUUUAAGAAGAAGCCAAACGCCAUGAAGAAGACGGUUGCAACUUCAAAAAAGCCGCCUCCAAACAAGAAAAAUCCCAUCAACAAAUUCGGUUGUACAAUAAUUUAA